GUGCGUCAAGGUUUUGAACUGAAAGGCGGUUAAAAACAAACGGCAGCAGUUAUUAUUUCAUUACGUGUAUAAGAAGCAGUAAUGUCACGUAUCAGAGAUCCUCACACAGUGAGGUGUGAACUAGUUCCACUGCGUGAUGUACAGAAUGAGAGAUCAGCAUUGCAGCAGAAGCCAUCUAGUGUUAAAGUGUGUGAGGUGCACACUGAUCAGAAGGAAAAUCUGCCCCAGUCGUCCUUCAUCACUGACCCCCAUCCACAUCUGUGCAGCAGUGAUGCAAACAUCACAUUUAAGUCCUUCACAUGUGCAGGAGGAGAGGUGGAGAUUUCAGACAGAUCUGAUCUCUCAGACAGAUCUGAUCUAAUGACUCGUGUCUCCUCAGACGAGACUCCUCUUAAUAACACCACAGUGACACACGUGGACACCGAGGGCAGACACGAGGAUCAUCCGUACUGCACCGGCUCCAGGACACGAGAGGACCAGGCCUACACAGACUCUACAGUCAUCACCUUCACAUCCUUCACCUGUCCUGGAGGAGAAGUCCACAUCACAGGAGAUGAAUCAGUUGUUGCCAAGGAGACAGAUUUGCAGAAUCUAACUCAGAGUUUUGUAGAUGAAAGUUCUGCUGAACACACCGAGCUUCCCAGCCAUCAUUCUGAUCAUCUGUACUGUAAUACUCAAACAUCUGAGCUGACAUCUGGGAACAUGGAGAAGGAUGAUGGUGCUGGUGGUGGUGGUGGUGGUGGUGAGUCUGUAAACAGUGCCUCCAUCUUUAAUAAUGCCUCUGACAUCACCUUUAAAUCCUUCACCUGUCACGGAGGAGAGGUUGAAAUUGCAGAAGAAUCACUUGUACCAGAUGAAUCACUCAUGAAGGAUGAAUCAGAAGGGCAGAAUAUUGAAAGUGAGACGUGUGAUGAGCAAACAGAGCAUCUCAGCUGCCAUUUUGAUCAUCUGUACUGUAAUGUUCAAACAUCUGGGAAGGAGGAGGAGGAGGAUGGUGGUGAUGGUUCUGUAAUUCUUCCAUCUGUCUCCAACAAUGCCACAGACUCCACCACUACAUCCUUGAGUCCUGGAGAAGUUGACAUUUCAGGAGAAUCAGUUGUACAGGACGAAUCACUCAUGAAGAAUCAACCACUCGUUACUAAAGAUUCAGAAGUGCAGAAUUUCCAGAGUGAGACCUGUGACGAGCAAACAGAGCAUCUCAGCUGUCAUUCUGAUCAUCUGUACUGUAAUGAUGGAACAGAAUGUUCUCCUGUUCAGGUAGACGGUUCUGUCACACACUCCACCAUGUUAGAUGCUAACAAUCUGGAAGGAGUUGUUACUAAAAGCGACUCUUCUAGUCUCCUAAACGGCUCCUGUGCAGUGGAGAGACGAGAGAACGUCACAUUCUGCUUCUCAGGUGCUGAAGUGGAGAUCGAGAACACGUCGAGAACGUCGGACAUGUCCAACCUCAUAAAGGGUUUAAAGAUCUACGAGUCCUCACCUGACAGUGAGCUAAGUGUACGUGGUGGAGAAAGAGCUCUUAUUGGAGAAAACGAUGACCAUUUUUACCGUCCGGUUGUGAGAAAUGAUUCAGAUGUUAGUGUUUCUGAGAAUGAAGCUCACCUCACCGUACAGAUCUCCAAUACUGGAGUCGUAGGAAGCUCAGAAAAAGCAGCGAGGAACGAGGGAUUGGAGAACAUGAUGGUUCCUGAAGGUUUUUCAGACUCCACAGAGGUUCAAGUUUUAAAAUGUGUCCAGCAGCCAGAUGUUAACCAGCAGACAGCUGCAAACCCUGAAGAAACUGUGUUUAAGAAUGAAACACGACUCAGAUGUGAUGUUCAGGAGGAGCUUUCAGAUGAAAAUGGCAAAAUAUCUCGUUCCCAUCCUGGGGUUGAUGGAAUACUUAAAAAUGUUGGUCCUUCAGAAACCCAGAAUGUGCAGAAGCACAACAGCAUCAGCCGAAGUGUUAACGAUGUUAACAUGUCGACUCACUGCCUUCCUGAACUCCUGCGCUCUGAAAGCGUAGAUAUAGAAGCUCAGAUUAAAAUGUGGAGCCACAUUAUUCUUUCUGAACCUUCUACUCCUAAACAUUCAGCUCUUGGACAUCUCUGGCUUCCAGAAAGUCCAAUUCCUCCUCCUCAGCUGCACUCCACCGUACUUACUGCACCGCUAACACCCAAACCCACCCGCGGUCCUGAGCUGCAGAAGGAGGAGGUCAUGAAGGAUUUCCCCACAGUGGGACAAGGACCUCUCCAGGACCAGCUCAGGAAAAUGGGUGAACUCUUGAUCGCAGCUUCUGGGAAAUUGUGUGUGCCAGCAGCUGUGACGCCGGUGCAGCAGCACAGCGCCUGUGUGUGGACCACACCCACUCUACAGCAGGAGCGCAGCACCAACACCUCCACCAUCAUGGACGAAAGGAAGGAGAUCGAUGUCUCUGACGCCUGCACUUCAACAGACUCUCUGCUCUGGAGUGUGAGUCGCAGUAAUCUGGAGUGUUUGUCCCGCUCUGAGUUGGAGCAGAAGAUGAUCUCCACCCUCAUCAUGGUGGAGAUUCUGUCUCAGCAGCUCACAUGCGCUCAGAACCAGAACCUCAGUGGCAGACCUGAGCCGAGCCCAUCGAGCCUGAGAGACCGUCUGGUCCAGACAGAGCACACUGAGCUCAGCCAGACGGGGCCAUACAGAGAGCUGUAUGUGAGCGCACUGCAGAGAAUCCAAACUCUGGAGCUCCAUCAGGAAACUUUUCACAGCUUGAACCAAGCCAUGCAGCUCAUGAGCAACACUUUGAUGAGUAUUAAGUCAGAAACAGAGGAGGCUCUCAGCAGCAUGAAGGAGCUGGAAGGCAUCGUUUCUGAAGAUCAGAGAACCCAGUCCCAUCAGAUGGGGCAGAUGAAGACUCUCUUUGCUCGCUGUAUGGAGAUGCUGAAGAAAAUGGAGCAAAAAACCAAAGUGUGUGUAAAGAAUAGAGAUGAUAUGAAGAAGCAGAUGGAAGAAGCUCUGGAGAAGGAAUCAACGGUGUUUCGGGUGCUGGAGCAGUUGCGUGUCCAUCACACCACACAAGUGUCUGAUCUGCAGUAUAACCUUGGAUCCCAUGAGGAACUGACAGACACACUCACACACACUUACCCACAGCUGGUGGAGCUGAACAGGAUGCACAUGGACUCUGUCACUGAAGCUAACACACUGCUGAGGGAGACACUGGAAGAACACACACGUCUGUCAGCUGAGCUACAUACAGCUCAGCAGCUCCUCCAGAGGACGUAUCCGUUACUACAGAAUCUCCAGCACAAAGCAUCAGCUGCUGUAGAGCAGAGUAAGAAAGACCAGGAGGAGAGAGACCGAGCAUUAGAGGACAGAGAACAGAUGGUGCAGCAGUUGUAUGACACACACUCCGGCCUACAGGAAGCCCAUCAGCAGAUUGCAGACCUAAACACACAGAUAACCAUCAUGAGUUCAGAGAUGGCAGUUCUUCGAGAACAGCUGGAUGAUGUAGAGGAUGAGCGUGCUCAGUUACAGAGGAAGACCACAGAGCUCUCAGCUACUGUUUCCUCUUCUCUGGCUUCUUACACUUUCCUGGAGCAAACACUAACCUCUGAAACCAGCAAAUUGCAGCGUUCACUACACAAGACUCAGGAGGCCACUGAGAGAGCAGACAGUCUCCAGGCAGCUCUGUGUGUGUGUGAGAAGAGGGUGGAGGAGUUGGAGCAGAUAAUGGUGCAGAAAGACACUCUUAUUUCUGAACUCAGUUCUGAAGUUGAGAAUCAGCGAUUGCAGCUGCGCAGACUCACGCAGGUCCAAAGUGAACUGUCCAAUACCAAGGAAAUGACUGAGUUUUUACAGACAGAGAAUGAGCUGACACGAGAGCAGUUGGCUGAGAGUGAGGGAUUGCUGCGUUCACACCUUCAGGGAUUGAGAGAGAGAAACCUAGAGUGUGAGGACCUCAGAGUGGAGCUACAGCAACUACGUGUGGAGAAAGAGUGUGUGGAGCAGGAACUGGUUAGUACACGUGAUAAAGCUCGACUCAUGCUGUUGGAUCAGGGAGAGCAGCUGGCUCAGGCCACACUGGACACCUCUCUACUGCUGCAGCGUGUGUGUGCUCUCAUCAACAGCACACACACCACUGAGCACCACAACCACAAGACUGAUCCAUCACCUCUCCCUCAGUCCUGCAGCUCCUUCCUCAACUCUGUCAUUAACGCUCUGACUGAGGAGCCCUGUGUUACAGUACCACCUCUCAACCCAGGAAGUUGUGUAGAGGAGGAGGACCUGAUUGAGACCAUGGGCAGCAGGAGCAGUGCCUUCACUCGCAUCGUACCAGCUGAACUCCAUAACACGAACGAUAAUAAUCACAGCACCACUCUAUUGGAGUUGUUAUUGUCUUUGGGUGAGAGUGUGUCGGAGCUCCAGUCUGCCUUGGAUCAGCUGAAACAACACAAAGACUCUGAGAUACACACACUGCACAAGAGCAUUCAUGACCUGCAGGAGGAGAUGGUGGCGCAGAAUAACCGACACGUGGCAGAGGGGGCGGAGCUUAAACAGCAAGUGGCACGGCUUAAAUGUCAGGUGGAGAGAGAUACCCAGGUGCUGCAGCAGAAGACACAGGAUGAGAAAGCUCUUAGGAAGUUGUGCAGUGAGCUGGAGGAGAAGAUAGAAGCAGCACAGAAACACAGAGCAGAGAACAGUGAGCUGCGUAGAGAGGGAGCAGAUCUGCGCCGUGCACUCAUGCAGUCUCAGGUGGAGGUGCAGGCUCUGAGGGCGGAGCUAAAAUCCACCGCUCAAUCAGCAUCUGGCACGAAUGACCUAGAGGACAGGAUCCGCCUCCUGAGAGAGGUGGAGAAGCUGAAGGCUAAUCUCAUGGAGGUUGAGGAAUCCAGAUCUAAACUACUGGAACGAGCCAAGAGACACCAAAUGGUGCACGCGAUGAAUCAGAGUAAACUGGAGCGUGAGCUUCACCUGCUGGAUGACAUGAUCGAGGCUGUGAGGAAGGCUCUCUCGUCUGUUCCUGAUGUAGUAAACUCUUGUCCUGAGCUGCAGAAGUUGGUGGAGUAUCUCGGCUGAGUGAAUUCUGUCUCUUAUUCACUAACUGACUCACUUUCACUUUUUAAUCUGCAUUUCUACGUCGUUUAAUUGUUACUAGAAAUAAAACUAAAAAUACCUUUUUAUGUGUAAACAGACAUUUUCUAAAUAAAAAUGGUUUUGGAUUGAA
Molecule: messenger RNA, 5182 nt
Organism: Tachysurus vachellii
Lineage: Eukaryota; Metazoa; Chordata; Actinopteri; Siluriformes; Bagridae
Gene: spag5
Product: sperm associated antigen 5
Exons: 26
Coding region: 82-5034 (1650 amino acids)
Biological process (GO): regulation of attachment of spindle microtubules to kinetochore; cell division
Source: RefSeq, a predicted model, not a curated record